UCGAGACAGUACUAGAUCUAAGUGUCUGUCUUCAACAUGAUCGCUGGCCUAAUGGACAAUGAAAUAACUCGCGGGCUUUAACAAAACACAAACUCGUGAUACAAAUAUUGAAUUCCAAACACACAGCGGCUUAUUAUCAACAUAGAUAGUUUGUAGGAAACUUUACACAGGCUAAUGACAGAUAACUCACAGUUACUUCAACCAGAAAAUAGUAGUAGGCCAACUGUUGAUAUUUUAGUAGCUCAUCAUUCGGGUAUUACAUAUUGAAUGUUUUCAAAUUUAAAAAAUCUAACUAAAAAGUAUAUACGGCUGUACAAAAAUUAAGUAAAAAAUUUAAUUAAAGUAAGUUUUUAUCUAAAUGCAAGUUCUGAGCCUACAGUGUUAACUAUUGUUAUUAGUUCUGUAUCCACUUCUAUGACAUCACUUAUCACACGGCAUGUGUGACAUUUCAAACCCAGCAAAAAUAAAAAAAAAAAAAGGAUUUUGUUUUUUUUUUAAAUAUUAAUCACAGAACUGUUUUCAGUUUGGAUAUAAACUAGCUUUUGUAAAUAGUUUAUUUUUAGUCUUUCGUUAUUUCACAAUUUCCUGAAUUGUUUGUGAGAUGUCGGCAAUGAAAGACCUUCACAAUACUUGGAUUGGAGACACAAGAUCAAUGUAUUGUAGUUUGAUCUUGAUAAGUGCAUUUACACGCUUAUUGUAAAGGCUAAAUAUACGUCUAUUUAUAGGCUAUAUAUACGUUUAUUGUGUAGGCUAUAUUUAAGUUUUUCAAACAAGUUAGUGUCAGUGUUUCACUAUUUCACAAUCGGAUUGUCCAGAGACACUGGAGAUGAAAGAAUCAACAUGUGAUCGCAGACGGAACUUCUAUUAGACAGAUUUCUAGUUUGAUACUCCUGAUGUCUCUAAUUCAGAGGACCGCCAUGUUCACCUGGUGUCAAUUAACGGCAUUCUGCGUCACAUUGUACAUAUCCAUUGUGAAGACAACCGUACCAGUUCUUCCAUCCCAUGAACCAAAGUUUGACAUGCCCAUGGUCAACGUCACAGUGAAGGAGAGGAACACAGCAGUCCUACCUUGUUCUGUCAGCUCUUUAGGGAGCUAUCAGGUCGUAUGGACUGACCAGGUUUCCACUUUACUGACUUUUGAAGACAGAAGAAUCAUUGAUGAUGAGAGACUCAGCGUUGAGAGACCCUACACACGAGAUUGGAAUCUCCACAUACGAGAUGUCCGCUAUAGUGACCAGGGCAUCUACAACUGUCAAAUCAACACCAGCCCGGUCAAGAUUAAGACAAUCAAUCUGAUAGUUCAAGUGCCCUCCAAGAUCCUGGACCACCUCUCCUCCACCGAUGUGGUGGUCCGGGAGGGCGAGACCGUCACACUCGUCUGCAACGUGACAGGCACCCCGCAGCCCACCGUGACCUGGUACCGGCUAAGCAGCAGCUCCAAGGGCAGCGAGAAACAGAGUGAGUUGUGCCCUGGCUCAGAUAAGGUCGGUGUGAAUGGCGAGGUCCUGGUCAUCCACAACGUCACCAGGUUCUGUGGGGACAGCUACGAGUGCGUGGCCUACAACAACGUGGCACCUCCGGCCAACAAGCUGAUCAAAGUUUACGUUGAGUUUGCUCCAGAGAUCUACUUACCUAACAAGAGAAUUGGUCAAGAGAGGGGGAAGGAGACCAUACUAGAAUGCACGGUCACUGCGUUCCCUCACGCGGUCAGCAUGUGGCAGAAAGACGGCAUCAAAUUAACGACAUCUCCCAAAUACAGGGUUGAGGCUUAUGACGAAGAGAAGAACAAGUUAACCCUCAGUCUUCGAGUCUUCAACAUUCAAGAUUCAGAUUUCGGGGCCUACAAAUGUAUUGCGGAGAACCCUCUUGGAAGUGAUGAAGAGAUUAUGUACCUCUACGACUAUGCAGAGCAGUACAAAAGUUCAUCUACCACACCAAUAACACCUAGCACUACAUUGAACCCUUACGAGCCCCAUGUGCACGGCCAGGAGGAGACCCACCAUGUUUAUGUCAAGUCCACUGCUUCCCAUGAACACAAACUUAGCAUGAACAAGCCUGGAGCUUGGUCUGGAGCCAAGGACCCGGGACAGCCAAGGAUAGGAAUUGUUGUCAAUGAAAAAAGACGAAACACUGCCAGCACCUACAGAGUUCAAAGGUUAUUUGUUGGAAUGACCUUGAUCGUAUACUUCAUUGUGAUGAUUCUUUUGUGAUACUAAUGUAAACACCAACUUCAACGCCCAAUGUAUCUGUGUGCCAAAACGUGGACAUUCAAAACGGGGACAUUCAAAACGAGGACAUUCAAAACGUGGACAUCUCUGUGAAAGUCUGAGAUAGAAUUCAUUAAAGACAUCUUAAUUGCUUCCAUAUUUCAUUGCUAUCAAUAUUUCAACGUUGAUAUCAGGAACUGUCAUCUUUUGUUUUCUUCUAUGUACCAGUAUGACAUGUCUCUGUAUGUCUUGAAGUAAGGGUACAAGCUUCAUAUCCUUCUAGUGAGGCUUCAUUGUGUGGUAUAGUGCUGUUUAUAUUCACACUACAGAAUAUGUAUUUAAGGUUGAUAUGUAUCAUAUCUAUAUGGUGUGAUUUAGCUAUAUCUCGAUUACAUACUUUAUUAUACGCUCAUUUUUUCACAAGUUACAGUAGUAUUGUGUAUACAUGUAUACUGUGACUGUUAUUAUCCUUGCAGCCAAUGUGUACCAUUGAAAAGUCGGUAUAAAAGAAAAUGAGAAACGGACCAUAUUUUUGUUUCUUAUUAUAAAAUCUCUCUAAACAUGUUUACCAGAUUGUGUGAAAGCUAGACCUGUCUUAAUGAAUAACCUGUUUCCACUUGUUAAACUAAUAAAAUCUUCUCGUUUGAUUGUAUGUUUCUAACUUCAACAUUUAAAGGUUUUUUUUUUUCUUUGUCUUUUAUUGAACUCCACACUCCACACGUCUUUAGUCUCAUUGUUGUUGGCCUAUCUCUGCAGAUAAAGUGCAUAUUUACAACUUCUCUUUGAUCUAUCUCUGCAAAUAUAGUGCAUCUUUACAACUUCUCUUUGGUCUAUCUCUCCAGAUGUAGUGCAUCUUUACAACUUCUCUUUGAUUUAUCUCUCCAGAUGUAGUGCAUCUUUACAACUUCUCUUUGGUCUAUCUCUCCAGAUGUAGUGCAUCUUUACAACUUCUCUUUGAUUUAUCUCUCCAGAUGUAGUGCAUCUUUACAACUUCUCUUUGAUUUAUCUCUCCAGAUGUAGUGCAUCUUUACAACUUCUCUUUGAUUUAUCUCUCCAGAUAAAGUGCAUCUUUACAACUUCUCUUUGAUCUAUCUCUUCAGAUGUAGUGCAUCUUUACAACUUCUCUUUGGCCUAUCUCUGUAGAUGUAGUGCAUCUUUACAACUUCUCUUUGGUCUGUCUCUGUAGAUGUAGUGCAUCUUUACAACUUCUCUUUGGCCUAUCUCUGUACAUGUAGUGUAUCUUUAUAACUUCUCUUUGGUCUGUCUCUGUAGAUGUAGUGCAUCUUUACAACUUCUCUUUGGUCUGUCUCUGUAGAUGUAAUGCAUCUUUACAACUUCUCUUUGGCCUAUCUCUGCAGAUAUAGUGCAUCUUUACAACUUCUCUUUGGUCAAUCUCUCCAGAUGUAGUGCAUCUUUACAACUUCUCUUUGGUCUGUCUCUGUAGAUGUAGUGCAUCUUUACAACUUCUCUUUGGUCUGUCUCUGUAGAUGUAGUGCAUCUUUACAACUUCUCUUUGGCCUAUCUCUGUAGAUGUAGUGCAUCUUUACAACUUCUCUUUGGUCUGUCUCCUGAGACUUACAGAAUUUAAAAGAAGCUCUCUUAUUGAUCUGUCUUUGCUUGCACUACCCCAGACCACGUCUAUUCCCCAACACCCAACAGCUAAAGAAUAUUUGGCAAAAUAUUAAAAAAUCCCAGAAAAUAAAUAUAGAUCUAUCUUUUAGUCUUGCAAACCUUUUUGUCUUUAAGUCUUGCAUCAUAAUUUAUCAUAUUUUGGGAACCUUUUCUCAAAACACAUGAAGUAACGGAUUUAAAUUUACCUUAUUUGAAAUCAUCCGAAAUUCCAAACUGUUCUUAGUCACUCCUAUUGCCACUCUAUAAUUAAGGGUGACAAAGAGGCAUAUUAUACAACAUGUAUUCUAAUAGUUGCUGCAAUGUGUUGCUCACGUUUUCACCACAUAUUUAUUUGAUGUCAUAAUAAGGGGUAUCACGUGACUGGAUGUCACAGUUCCUCUUCUCCUUUUGUGAUACGAUCAUUUAUUUAUUGUCCAUAUUACCGGUAUAUGUUAUCUACACGAAAAUUGUUUUGAGAUUACCAUUACUAGUUUUUGUAUGUCUAUUGUCACAACUUAUUUCAUUGCUUCCAACAAAUUGAUGUUUACAUGACAUGAAAUAUAAUGACAAUCUUCAUUGACCUAAGAUUUGAACUUCUGCUGAUGCAUGUCUUGUUAUAGAACUGAACUUGUGUAUUUUCUACUAGAAACUGUGUGAGUGGGUAGAAGCAUGUCGAAUAAGCUCAAAAUAGCUUCAAUAUUUCAUCUCAAUAUUUCAUCUCAAUAUGCCAUCUUGUUCUUUGUUUUAUUUACUGCUAGUUAACUAUUGAUUAUCAACACACUAGGUCUGGACGUGGAAAUCUUUUUUUUACUUUAUUGACACACAUUCACAGUACUCAGCAUUAGUAACUAGUUCACCACCACAUGUUUUAAGGUGUACACAUCCACAUGUUUUAAGGUGUACACAUCCACAUGUUUCAUUAGUUAGUAACAGACUUUUUCAUUUUAAUUCUAUAUUCCCCCCCCCCUCAAAAGUCAUCAUUUAUUAAUUGAAAUCAAAUGUGAGUCAUUUACAAAGUUUCGGCGCUACAGCGAUGAAAUUAUAAGCACCAGCCAUCUGCAGUCAUCUGUGUUCAUUUCAAGAGUUGAACAAAACAACGUGUUCGCUACUUCUGCUUACAGUUACUAUUUUAAUGUCAUACCAAAUACAUCUGACAUUCUGAAUGCUAAACUGUUAUUAAUUGGGGAACACAAAGUUGUUUUCUCCGAUUGUCCCCCCUUUUCUUGGUUACAACUCUUCACUCUAUAUUGUUACGUUCUCUCUCCCAAUCAGGCCUUCUGUAAACACUGCUAAACACAACAACACACAUCUAACACUUCAAGAACUAUGACAAGGCUUCAAAUAAUCUGGUACUUUAAUAAUGAGUGAAUAAGUAGAUAACAGCCAAUACUAGACAAUUGGCAACAAACACAUCAACAACUAAAAUGUCACUCUGUACAUCACCGUACAAAACUCUACUGUCUCUCUUUCUAGACUUGUACAUCAACACAUGAGGACUCAACCAGGACCGAAUUCAUGGCCGACUAACAGUCCCUGUCUCGACGCUCUCCGGUCUUGAACUGCCGCUUUCCUACACACUGUGUCACUCGUACACGCAGGCUUUCGAUCACAUGACCAUAACAUUGGUCAUAUUUGCGUGUAAUCGUGUAAUCGUAGUACUGUCCCUUGUCCAUGGCCCCGCUGACCUGAGUGAUUCACGUGUGUGUCAGCUGAACCUAUAGUUAACCCUUUUGCGCCUCCAAUAGGGUCAUAACAAUAUUGUCUUACAGACACACGCAUACAUGUAGUGGUAGUUCAUUUUGUCCCUUAAAGCCUUAGCUAUUUAUUCACGAUAUUUAUUUAUAAAUAUUGGUAUCUCUAGCUUCUACGCGUUCAAUAUAGUGAAAGACAUUUUAUUAGUCACCAACAGCACAGAAAUAAAGUAUUGAAUUGCUGACUCUAUGAUAGAUUUGUGUUUUGUUGAGAGAAGGGUUAUGCUGCACUAGAAUGGACACAAAACAAAACAACCUCCUAGCAUUACUGUGGAUCAGAAAUAUUGCUUGAUGCUAGGAAGUAGUUAUGUCAUCGCUAUGUAUAUAUGUAUGUACAAGUGCUGUCCACGUAAUGUACAAGGUAUGUACACAUAUCGGAAUGUCUAUUGAUGUUAGCAAUCGUAUAAACACUACAAAUGAUUGCCUAUGUAUGAUUGUGUCUCACACAGAUGUCAGCCAUGAUGAUUGUCAGGCUUGUUGUCAUGUUGGCUCAUUUAACGCUACACAUUGACCUGGUUACACAAUAGCAUUUAAGAUAGACUCGUGGAAGACACUGACAACUCUUAAAGAUCUUUACGAUAGUGACAUUAUGCUCUAUAGAAUUAACAUUUUUGAUUUGACAGAGAUUAGAUCAUUUUGUUGUAAUUAAUUUUAGUUUUAACUUUUUUUUUUUUUUACAGAACAACUUUUUCAACUAAAUAUCUUAAUUGACUUCAAAAUAAACCCUAGACAAGUUAAACAAGGGAGAGAAUUAAACACAAUAAGCGAUAAGAAAAAAAAAAGAAAAACUAGAAAAGCAAAAGGGAAUUACAAAGAGAAAGAGAAGAAAUAAGUACAUGGAAAAAAAGACAAAGAAAAAGAGUGUAUGUGUGUGUGUGUGUGUGUGUAUGUGUGUAAGAGAGAGAGAGAGAGAGACGGACAGUUACUAUUAAGCGAACUCUACACUGACAAAUGCUACUUUGUAUUUAUGUAAAAUUACUUUUCUAUUUAUAUGUUACAAUGUUUAUUUGAAAAUGUUCAAUUAUAAUUUUAUAAUCGAAAUUAGAACUACACAAAUGAACAAAUAAUUAAAUUAUUUUAGUUUCUAAUUAGAAAAAGUUCUUGUAUAGUAAACAAGGGAAUUCUAAAUCACGAUACAGAGGACGGAAAGGUCUAUACACUGUUACACUUAUUUGGAAGUAUUUUUGUGUGUUUUCUUUAAUUUUAUCUUUUUCUUUGUUCGGAAAUGAACCCUUGAUUAAAGACCUACCUGAA
Biomphalaria glabrata is the source of this 6823-nucleotide messenger RNA. RefSeq names its product opioid-binding protein/cell adhesion molecule homolog. The transcript is spliced from 11 exons. Bases 894 to 2210 code for a protein of 438 amino acids. The record is from RefSeq and is a predicted model, not a curated record. NCBI's taxonomy places the organism in Eukaryota, Metazoa, Mollusca, Gastropoda, Planorbidae. Gene Ontology annotation, cellular component: neuron projection.